CUUUGGACGAGCUUUUCGUACGGGGCGUGCUCUCAUUUCCGGUGAGCGUGACGGAAUGUUCGCGCUGGUUUGUCCCAUGACGUCGGCUGCGACUCCCCACUGGCAAGACUGCGCUUGUGUUGUUGUUCGAGCUCUGACGAGAAAAAAAAAAGAUUCAGACAGACGGACGCGUCAUCUCUCGUUCUGUAUUUCUCGGGACAUACGGAAUCGUAUCAAGCAUCACUUGGCUCGUCCGUACCGCGAACAAAGCACUUCUAGACCGCUCCCCACCAUGCAUAACUGAGUUUGUAGCUAAACUGAGAACUAGCUUGUCAUGGUAACGUCAGACACCCCACAUUCGUACAAUUUCACGUCAACUCCACAACAUCCUGCUUCUCAGCUCUUUGGACGAUGUGUAUUCAAGUUUGAAUGGAAUUUGUUUGUUUUCGGCUUUCUCUGUCACAGCGAUGAUCCGUUUCUUGCUUACAUUGCCUGCUAAUUACCUAGCGCUGCUUGACUCUGUGAUCGACUUUUGGGAGUACAAACUUGAUCACUUCGCGAUAUGGGUGCGCAGGCGUCGGAUGAAACGAUGACGACCUUGUGCGGGCAAUGUGUCAGGCACCUGCGGGCUUAUUGAGUCAACUCCAAGCGCUCCGCAACGCUCGAGAAAAGUUCGGCAUCAGCAAACUAGCCUGCGUCUAAUGGCGCAUUCUUUUCGAGGAUCCGAGGAGCGAUUCGGGACAUGAUCAGGUUAUGAUUAAUUGGGCCAAGCCAUUUCAUAGCUGCACUCGCCGAAACGCCGCCCUUCAUCAGCUGAAACGCCGACUUGCCCAACACGACUCUGGUAUGAAGCGUGCGUCGCCUGACACUCAGCCUACCGAUGAUGGAUGAUGAGAGGCCAAUAGCAAUCUUUUUUGUGAUUUUCGGCAUGAGGGAUGUGGAUAGAAACUUUUUGGAACUUCCAACGGGUAGUCGUGAGACAGACGGACCGAACGGCUGGAGGAUAUACGUAUAUUUAUGGCUUGGAGGGGUUAAUGCACUGGACUGUCCGCAGAGCAAGCAAUCAAUUAAUCCCAAAAAAAGGACCCCUGGUUUGCUCACGCGAGCGAGGAAUUGGACUGAGCAUCAAGACAAGGGUAGAGGCUCAGGGCUAAAGCUCGGAUGGCGGACGAAAGAGGAUUGUGGUGGGAGAAGUUCAGAUCACAUCCAAUGUCCAACCACUUCCGUCUUUCGGCACAGGCAAGGAAAGAAGUGCUCUGUCAUGUGUAGGUCGGCCAGCGGGGUUUCGCUGGCGAUGCACAGCGGCACAGAUGGGCAUUGUGGCAAAUUUAAAGGGCGCCGAACAUGGACCUGAUUGUCAAGUGCUCUUUUGUAAAUGGGUUUCAAUCUAAUGAGGAUGUUUGCUGUGUCCAGGUGGACCUGGGGGGUUCGGGCUCAUUUAGAUGGCCAAAGGCAAGUAGCGAAACAGGACUUGGAGGAAGACACGAGGGCACAAGGCAAACAAGGCUGUAUAUAGAGCUGCACCGUGAGUAGGCGGAGGAUAUGACGACGAGCAGAUUGAAAAUACACGUUGAGCGAUAUGUAUCUUGUUCUUGUCAACGCUAGGGUGGAGGUGAGGGCCAGGUUGGGCGGUGGUGGCAACAACUAGGUACUCUUCGGCUCGCACGUCUGCAGUGAAGGACAGUGCAGUAGUGCAAAGGAGAAG
This is a messenger RNA of Verruconis gallopava, 1684 nucleotides long. RefSeq lists its product as uncharacterized. Bases 860 to 1333 code for a protein of 157 amino acids. The transcript has a single exon. Lineage: Eukaryota; Fungi; Ascomycota; Dothideomycetes; Venturiales; Sympoventuriaceae. The record is from RefSeq and is a predicted model, not a curated record.